AGAGAGAGAGAGAGAGGGAGCUGAAGGCAGAGGACUGGAGUCACCUAAAGACCAAACUCACUAAAAACAGGAAAAUUACCCCGCAGAAGAAGCGCAGUGUAAAGUGUGCUGAGAGGUCAGUGGUCUGUGUGUGAGGGGUUUAAACUGGUAAAACUCUGUCUCUCGGUCUGAGCGGGAACACCUGACCGCGCCGGACAUGCUGCAGGAGAACCUGCUGCUGCUGCUGCUGUGAGUUCAGCACCACGCGGAGUUUAGAAGUGAAGCGAGAGAAAAAAAACAGACUUUUAUCAUAAUAAACAAGAAAACUAAUAUUAGGAAGCUUCUGGUGAGGAACAAUGAGUGAGUUAGGUUAGCUGUAGCUGUGAGAGCUCUGAGAGCGAAGGUGGUCUGUGUGUGUGUGUGUGUGUGUGCGAGAGAGAGAGAGAGAGAGAGAGCAGUCCCUGAGGAGCGGACGGACUGAGCGAUACAGGAGUGUGAAGGCGGAAUACUGGAUGAAUGUUUGAGAGGCUGUCGACCCCCGCCACGUCCACCGGCCGGAGGGAUCCGUACAUGGAGUUUUUAACCUGGACCCGCUAGGAUGGACGUGGUUGAUGAAACGGAAGCCCUACAGAGAUUUUUUGAAGGUCAUGAUAUUAACAGCUCUUUGGAGCCAGCAAACAUUGACACCAGUAUCCUGGAGGAAUACAUCAGCAAAGAGGACGACAGCACAGACAUCUGUUUUUCGGAGGUCCACAGCAACCCAGGGCCUAACUACUCAUCCCCUCAAGCCGGAACGUCCUCAUCUGGGGGGGUAGUGUGUGGAGUGAGCCCCCCCAUUGCCCAACGUCAAGGCACUGCACCAUCUCUGCACCCACCCUGCCAGAACCCAUAUCCCCCUCCUCCCCCACUCGGCCUCCUCAGACACAACCACCCCUGCCUGGGGCAACAGCAGGGCCAGCCCCAUCAGCACCACCAGCAGAUCCAGCAGCAGCAGCAACAGCACAUCAAACCAGAACACUGCGCUCACUACGCACCUGGAACAUUACCAGAGUCUCCACCAGACUCUAGCUCAGAGCCAUACUCCCCCCAGCAAGUGAAUGACCCGCACAUGCUGAGGGCCAUGACACCUGAAAACAUGUGUCACAUGACCACCCCGCCUCCCAUGCCCCCUCAUGGUCACUAUCCCAGCAUGCAUCGGGACAUGUACCUGAAACCAGAGCCCCUGAUUUCACAGUAUCCAAUUGGGCCGGCAACCACUGGAGGUGGAGACAUACAACAGAGUCAGAUGCUCCAUCAGCUGCUACAACAUCCACAAGGACAAGACAGCAUUCCCGCUCACCAAGCAAAGAAGAGGAAGCACUCAGAUUCUCCCAACAGCACUCUCAAUGCGCAAAUACUUAGCGGCAUUAUUAAACAAGAACCAGAUUGUACUGUCAUCUGUUUUGAAGGUUUGAUGCAGGACGCAGAAAACUCAUAUUUGGACCCAAACUAUCAGUGCAUUAAAUGGCAGCCACACCAACAGAACAAAUGGACUCAGCUCUACGACGCCAAUGGCAAAGAACUCCCGAUGCCCACAUACAGAGUAGAUGCGGACAAAGGUUUUAAUUUCUCCUUGGCUGAUGAUGCCUUCGUGUGUCAAAAGAAGAACCACUUCCAGGUCACUGUGUACAUCGGCAUGCUUGGAGAUCCAAAAUAUGUGAAGACCAGCGAAGGACUGCAGCCAAUAGACUGUUUUUACCUAAAACUCAAUGGAGUCAAGUUGGAAGCAAUGAACCAGACCAUUAAUGUGGAGCAGUCCCAGUCUGACCGCAGCAAGAGACCGUUUAAGCCUGUUCUGGUGACUCUGCCCCCAGAACAGGUGACAAAAGUAACAGUGGGUCGACUGCACUUUAGUGAGACCACAGCUAAUAAUAUGAGGAAGAAAGGCAAGCCGAACCCUGACCAGAGGUACUUCAUGCUGGUGGUGGCUCUCCAGGCUCAGUCCCACAGCCAGAGUUACACAGUGGCGGCGCAGGUGUCUGAGAGGAUUAUCGUCAGGGUAACCGCUGCAUCCAACCCAGGUCAGUUUGAGAGUGAUAGUGAGGUGUUGUGGCAGAGAGGUCAGCUGCCGGACUCUGUCUACCACCACGGCCGAGUGGGCAUCAACACUGACCGACCUGAUGAGGCCCUGGUAGUCCACGGCAAUGUAAAGGUCAUGGGUUCCCUUGUUCAUCCCUCUGACAUCCGUGCCAAAGAGAACGUGAAAGAGGUGGACACCACAGAUAACCUGAAGCGGAUCUCUCAAAUGCGACUGGUGCAUUACCAGUACAAGCCUGAGUUUGCUGCCACUGUGGGUAUAGAUAACACUGCAGAAACUGGAGUGAUAGCCCAAGAGGUUCAGAAGAUUCUUCCAGAAGCUGUGAAAGAGGGGGGAGAUGUAGUUUGUGCCAAUGGAGAGACCAUCCCUAAUUUAUUGGUGGUGAACAAGGAGCGUAUCUUUAUGGAGAAUGUGGGGGCAGUAAAAGAACUGUGUAAACUGACUGAUAAUCUGGAGACUCGUAUCGAUGAGCUUGAGCGCUGGAGCCGCAAACUUGCUAAACUACGACGCCUUGACAGCAUGAAGAGCACAGUUAGCGGCAGCACAGUCAGUCAGUCAGGUAGUCACUUUAGCAGAAAUGGGAGUGGACCACUUAAGAAGAAAUCCGUCAAACCAGGAAGUAAGAGUGUGAUUCCAGAGCAGAACUGCUUGAGUCACAAGUUCAUGCAGGGCACCAUCCUAGCCCUGGUCAUCAUCAUGGCCUUCAGUGUCAUCUCAAUGUCAAUACUGUAUGUGCUAAACAUGCAUCAACAUGGAAACGUAGCUGAAGUUGAUGGCUCUUUACAUUCCUGUGUUCUCUACAUCUCCUGGAUGCCUUUCCUCACUGCUACUGUCACUUUCUGUCCGUCUGUGUGUCCAUGGUCUCGCUCUGCUUUGGGCUCAUCUCGCAAAGCUGUUUAUUCAUCUCCCAGAGAGGCCAUGUCCACACUCCCUUCAGUCUCCGCCUCUCCAACUGUGCCUAAUCAUCCAGCUUGCUGCCCUCCAACUGCCACAACCAACCAGUCAGCAACUGUCAGCUUGAUGUCGAGCACAAACCAGUCUACAUCAGAAGUUAGUCCUGCUCCCACCCCUGCAAGUAUUAACAAAAAGGCAAAGUCUCGGGUGCUGGAUAAGGAAAGCAGGAACAGAAACCGGCUUAGCCACACUUCAGCCCCUCUCUUCCUCAACAAGGUCAAGAAACCCCCUCAGCCUCCUGACAUGGACACCAGCAACCGCCUGCCUGGGAGUCAGCAACCCCUGCCUCGUAGACAACGCAGCAUACACACAGAAGGUGGAAAUGUCCGUCCGUCUCUAAAUAAACUUUACAUUCUGGAGUCCAAUCAGGAGUUGAGGACAUUGAAUUGUGCCUCAUCAGACAGUUGCAGCUACACAAUAUUUCUGCACAGAAGUGAAAAUUCAUCCAUGUCUCAUAUCACUCUACACAUGAGAUCCUCUGAAAUUGUGUGGGUGUGGCAGUGUAAAGUCACUAGGGGGCGCUCAUGUCUAAACAACACAGUUUCAGAAUCUGAAUUCUCUGACCAGAAGAUUGCCUUCACAAAGGGGAACACUCACUCAUGGUCAGUUCCAGUGGCAUCCUUUCAAGAUAUUGCCUACCAUUUUCGGGUGUCUCUGUCUGGUGAGGUAAGCUGCUCUGGUGAAAAGGAGAGGAAGGACUCUGUGCAGUUCUCUGAUUACUUUGUCCUCAUUCAGAGCAGGUGUGCUUGAGAGGAAGUGUCCAGUGAACAGCUUCUUUGAAUCCAUUUUUAAUCUUCACUCAUUUGCAGUGUGCUCAAGGUUGACUGAAAGUAGCCAUAACGAUGGAACACCUUUGAAAAAUGUGUGUGUUUUAGAAGAGAAUGUGACACAUCCCAGUGUUAAAACAAGCACAGCUUUUUACCUGUAGGGGAAUCUACCAGUAAAUUACACACCUGAGAGAGAUAACAGACUCUAAGCUCCCAGAUGUUUUUUUUUCGGGUUUCUGUCUUACUGUUAUGCCGAUAACACAGACAACUGUAUGGUGUGUGAGAGUGUGUGUGUGUGUGAGUGAGAGUGUGUGUAUUAGGCACUUACUUAGGGACAUUUUCCCCAUUGUUCAUCUCCGUCCAUGGGUAAUUCUGGGUAUAUUAUAAAGAUAUGCUUUGUGCUGGGACACUGUCAGACUCUUAAGAUCUGGAGGUGAAGAGUCACCGGCCCACGUAAGCAUUUACUGGAAAGUAAACAUAAUUGAACUAGCAACUGGAAGCAGUCAUCCAAUGACCUGAAUUGCAUUGUUUUGGAUAUAUCACACGAUUUUGUACUAGUUGUUAAUAGUUAUUAAUAUUAUUAAAAGAAGGCCAGAGCCUAAGCCAUGGUAUUAAACCAUCUCAAAAAGCAACCACUGGACCUUAAUUAAAAUCACUGGAUUGAAGAAACUGGAAGACAUUACAGAAAUACACUGGAAGGAGGUAUAUUAAGUCUAACACUGACAAGUGUCAGAAACACUGGAUUAUAACUCCAUAUUAAAAUGCUUUAAUGAUGACAGAUGUUGACAAUUGACUUUGUUAAAGAAACAUUGCCUUCUUAAAAAAAUACAUUUACUAUCAAAUGAACAUCAUGCUUUAACAGGUUAUUUUUCUCUACUGAAAUGUAUAGAAAUUGUUGUGUUUAUUAGAUGUUACAUUUCUCUACAUGUAUCAGUGUGCGUUAUGUACCUACAGUAAGCACAUAAUCUCUGUUUCUUUUCUUCCUUUUUUGUUUCAAAAACUGAUUCAGAAUUUUUCAUUUGAUCCAUUAGUCUUAAGUUUUCCAAGGGAAAAAAUCAUUUAUCACUGAAACUUUUCUAAAGUGCAGCACAAUGUUUAUCUCAAACGCAGUACUUUACUGCCAAGUUUGUACUCUUUUUACAUGUAUACUGUUCACAAUAAUGUAAAGAUUUCGUGAUUCAUACAGGUUCAGUGCAUGGAUAUGGAACAUGGAUGCAAUAUUUCAAAGCAAUAAAAUAAGCUGAGGCUGUGGAAGGGGA
Messenger RNA from Astyanax mexicanus (Mexican tetra), 5036 nucleotides. It is a transcript of the gene myrf, whose product is annotated as myelin regulatory factor. The record is from RefSeq and is a predicted model, not a curated record. Gene Ontology annotation, molecular function: sequence-specific DNA binding; DNA-binding transcription factor activity. Lineage: Eukaryota; Metazoa; Chordata; Actinopteri; Characiformes; Acestrorhamphidae. The transcript has 27 exons. Gene Ontology annotation, biological process: central nervous system myelin maintenance; positive regulation of DNA-templated transcription; protein autoprocessing. The coding region runs from base 578 to 3760 and encodes 1060 amino acids. Gene Ontology annotation, cellular component: endoplasmic reticulum membrane; nucleus.